UUCCACGUCUCAACCAAGUAAUGUCGCCGGCGAGAUAGCCCCUGGACAUCAUCGCUUAAAGAAAACUACACACAUGAAACGCCCAUAAAAACGAGCAUGUCUUUAAGUGGAACCUUACAUGAAAACAUGGACAAUCAAAUUGUGCAGGCGGUGUGUGGAGAGGAGGGCGUUCCUGCUGUCUCCGUGGGGAUGUCGGACUUCUCUGAUGAGAUCCUGCUGGGCGUGCUGCGCUACGUGCCCCUGCCCGACCUGCUACUGAGCGUGGCACGCGUCUGCCGCAAACUGCACUCGCUCUGCCACGACAAGACCCUGCUCAGCCACGCCUGCCUGACUGAGGACUACACGGCCAGCGACGCCACUGUUUGCCAGGUGCUGAAGCAGCUGUCCAAUCAGGUGCAGUCCCUCAGCCUGAACGGCUGUUAUUGGCUGUCCGGAUCCACCAUCGACCAGGUCCAUCGUUGCCGGGCGGUGACUCAACUCGACCUGUCCGGUUGCCGCGUCACCACGCUCCGCCUCUCCCGCCUCCUCUCCUCCCUCCCUCUCCUCCAAUCACUGGCCUUCGACGUGGCUCCCGGCUUCGACUCCGCCCAGCUGAGCGCGGAGGCACGUGAUUCGCUGGGGCGCGUUCGUGCUCUGAGGCAGACGCUGCUGACUCCCAGCUACGGCGUGGUGCCCUGCUGCUGCGGCCUGCAGCGGCUGCAGCUGCGGCUGGAGAUCCCUGAAGUGACCAGAGAGGGCACCAGCAUGUGCUGCCAGCUCAUGGUGGGGCAGAGCAGCGUCCCACACUACCAACAGCUGCAGUGCUUCACCGCCCGCCUCGCUCCAGGGGAGGUGAACCAGACCCUCCUCUUGCUCUACCUGGCUGUGUUCAGCGUCUGUGUUCCGGAACACCUCCGAGUCUUCCUGGUUUCAGUUCCUGGUCUCAACCCCGCCCACUGGCCAGCCGCCGCCUCAUUGGCCCAGACCUUGGGUCGCCACGGUGACCUGGAGGCCUUGCAGCUUCCUCGCUCCUGGUUGGACGCUGAGUCACUACGGAGGGCCCUCAACGGCAACGCCCCUAAGCACCUGAGUUUCAGCCGUUGCCCCGCGUUACGGCCGCAGCUCGUCCGGUCGUUGCUGGAGGACGGAAUCAGAGAUGCGACACGAUUGGUCAGCCUGAACCUCAGUGGAAUAAGCCACAAUCCUUACCCAGAGGGCAACGGGGCGCGUGGGGAGGACGAGCUUGUUGCCGAGACGAUGAACCGGCUGGUUACGGGCUGCCCCAACCUCGCACACCUCAACCUGACGCACACACACUAUCACCACGACAACCCUGCGGGCCUGGGCGGAGACACGCACCUGUGCGCCAGCCUGGCCAGGCUCACACACCUCCGCUCGCUCUCCCUGCCCGUGUGCGCGCUGGCCGACGGCCCCCACACAAACACACACGCCCCCACACACACCCUCUCCCCCUCCGCCCUGCUGUUGGGCCUCAGGAAGCCCCCCCGCGUGGGGCUCCAGAGCUACAGGCCAGACUCGGCCCCCUCCUUCCCCAGGGACGGCACCUCGGGGCUGGGCGCCCUCCUGGCCGGCUGCCCCUCCCUGGAGGUCCUGGAGGUGACGGGACCGGGGUUCGUGUCGGCGCUGCCACGCCUAGAGGCGUGCGUACGCGUGUGGGCGGAGCCCCGAGCGUGCGCCUGGGCGAGGGUCGUUGGCGACGCCCAUAUUGCCGCCCUGCAGGAGUUGCCGCGGCUACGGAAACUGACGCUGGCGGGUGUGCCGGGUGUGUCCAGGGGGGCGGGGCUGGUGCAGGUGGCCCAGCGGUGCCGGGAGCUGCAGGUGUUGUCUCUAGCCAACCUGGGCUCCUUAAAGACCAUAAGCUACAGCGCUGCCCUGCUGGAAGCUCUGCAGCACUGCAGCCAGCUCCGGGAGCUCAGGCUGGAGCAGCCCUACCUCAGUGCUAACUCGGCGUUCUUCGAGGCUCUGUCCUGCUGCUCCCGGCUGCAGCGGCUCUGCAUCGUCUCACGCAACGGAACCUUCCAGCCCGACGCCGUGGCGACCUUCAUGGAGCGUUGCCGUGACGUUGUCAUGUGUCACAUGUUCAUGGGCGGAACCCUGGUGUCCUGUCGCACGCUUCAGAAGACUCUACUGGACAGGUUCUCUUCAGAGCGCCCUGCUCUCAGUGUGGUCAUCUACCCUCUGCUCCAUGAAGACCUGCCAUUGGUCAUCAGAGAAACGCCCCUCCCUCUCUUGGAUCAGGUGACCUUGUUCCAGAGUCGGGUGGCACAGACCCUGCCCCGGUCACCAUGGUGAUAUGGCAUGCCACCCCAAGACACCCUGGGAAGGAGUGUAAUCACGUUAAGAGGGCGGGACUUCCGUGCCUGUGCUGUCCAAUCACGAUCAAAAGGGAUGGACAGGUGGGAUCUCCAUAUAAGGAGUUUACUGUGGUUGCUGUUUUGUGCCAUAAAAGGACUGUUUUGUUCACGAUGUGGGAGUCAUACCACAGUAUAUUAUUUAUGAUAAUAAAGACGUACUUGUGAUGA
Molecule: messenger RNA, 2522 nt
Organism: Hypomesus transpacificus
Lineage: Eukaryota; Metazoa; Chordata; Actinopteri; Osmeriformes; Osmeridae
Gene: fbxl18
Product: F-box and leucine-rich repeat protein 18
Exons: 6
Coding region: 97-2292 (731 amino acids)
Biological process (GO): SCF-dependent proteasomal ubiquitin-dependent protein catabolic process
Cellular component (GO): SCF ubiquitin ligase complex
Molecular function (GO): protein binding
Source: RefSeq, a predicted model, not a curated record